UCACUGAAUAACAAAACCCAAUGAAGCCAUAGCCGUGGACACCAACUGAUAAAGUACCCCAAAUCCUGGAGAGAAAAAAGUAUCAAUUUUUUUCCCUUGCUCGAGCUGGUGAAGAUCAGCAGGAGGCAGGGGGAGGGAAAGAGGCCGAGAUACAAGAAGGUUCGAUCAGAUGGCCAUGGUGUACAGGAGGUACUGUCCCCAUGCCCUCAACUGCUUCUUGCUGCUAGUACCACUCCUCUUGUCCUGCUUGUUACACGAUGAGUUGGUGGCUGCCGUGGAUGUGCCGCCUUCUCUACCACUUGACGAGGCGCAGGAGGCCAUCAUGAUGGAUCUCUCAAGCGUUGUGGGUGGCGGGUGGAGCUCCAACACAAAUUUCUGCACCUGGACUGGAGUUGCCUGCUCGCGCUCUGGGUCUAGUUCUUCCUUGGUGGUGACCAACAUCACCCUCUCCAACUACGGGAUAUCCGACCCAGCCGUCUUCUCCUCCUUAUGCCGUCUUGACACCUUGUUGUCCCUUGAUCUCUCAAGAAAUAACUUCACCAAUUUGGGGGACAAAUUCUCCACCACUUCUUGCCGCAUGAAGGAAGGAUUGCUGUCACUUAAUCUGAGUAGCAACCAGUUAUCUGUCAAGCUCAGUGAUUUUUUAGGUCUCCCACAGUUGGAGGUUCUUGAUUUGUCCUUAAAUCUUUUUACUGAUGGAAAUUUAAGACCAGACUUGGUGGGUUCUUGUCCCAAAUUGAGGAGCUGGAAUCUCACUGGGAAUCCUGAUCUAAUAGAUCAUACAGGAAAUAAGAAUCACCCUCAUAAGAGAAGGGCAGAUGGUGUCGUUGUAGUCAUCAUCUUUGGUGCCGCCGCCGGUGCUCUUGUUGGAUUAUGCUUCCUUCUUGUUUUUGCUACGGCCUGUUUUCCAAAGAGAACAUAUCGUGCAGAAACAGAAAGUGGAAGGAUGCCAACUGGGGAGGAUGAUUCCCAAAUCACUAAUGGUCGAUGCCUCAUGACAAUGAACUGCCUCCGCGCCUCUGCAAUCAUGUCCAUGGAAGAGAAGCCGCAGGAUGAGUGGCGAAUCACAGCUUUCCAAGCUCUGAACUUUGAUGCUGCGGACCUGCGGCGGGGGCUAACUGAAUUGAACCUCGUCGGCAGCGGCGGCUCAGGGCACGUUUACCGCGUCACCUACAGCAACCGGCACGACAGCAGCACAGGGGUGGUGGCCGUGAAGGUGAUACGGAGCGAUGGAUCGUCGCCGGACGAGAGGCUGGAGCUCGAGUUCGAGUCCGAAGCUAGCAUCCUGUGCAACGUCCGGCACAGCAACAUCGUCAGGCUGCUGUGCUGCCUCUCCGGCUCGGAGUGCAAGCUCCUCGUCUACGACUACAUGGACAACGGCAGCCUGGACAGGUGGCUCCACGGCGACUACGUCCUCCGCACGGCGCACCCGGCGGCGACGGCGCGGCCCGUGCUGCGGCGCGUGCCGCUGGACUGGCCGACGAGGCUCAUCGCGGCCGUCGGGGCCGCGCAGGGGCUGUGCCACAUGCACCACGGCUGCUCGCCGCCCAUCAUCCACCGGGACGUCAAGACCAGCAACAUCCUGCUGGACUCGGAGUUCCGGGCCAAGGUCGCCGACUUCGGGCUGGCCAGGAUGCUGGAGAAGGCAGGGGAGCCCAACACCAUGUCCUGGGUAGUCGGCUCAUUCGGCUACAUGGCUCCGGAGUAUGCUUACACGAGGAAGGUGAAUGAGAAGGUGGAUGUCUUUGGCUUCGGUGUCGUGCUGUUGGAGCUCACGACCGGCAAGAAGGCCAACGAUGGUGGCGAGCACGGUUCCCUGGCAGAAUGGGCAGGGUACCACUACCGAUCGGGGAGCAUCCUUGAUGCUACAGACAUCUGCAUCAGAUACGCAGGGUACACUGAUGAGAUCGAGACCGUGUUCAGGCUAGGCGUGAGAUGCACGGGCAGCUCGCCGCUGUCACGGCCUACCAUGAAAGACGUGCUGCACAUUCUGCUCAGAUGCAGCGAGCAGACGCUCCGGAAAAGCAGACUGGAGUGUAGCAUGGAGUACGAGGCAGCUCCACAUUCUUGCUGCCAUAGCGACUAGCGAGGCAGUUAUGCGAAACAUUCAAGCAGAAGAGUGGCUUUUAUUACAUUGUCUGAACUCUCAAGAACUAAUAACAUUACAUCGCCAAUAGGACAGCAAUGAAGGAACGGUUCAUGC
Molecule: messenger RNA, 2203 nt
Organism: Panicum hallii
Lineage: Eukaryota; Viridiplantae; Streptophyta; Magnoliopsida; Poales; Poaceae
Product: LRR receptor-like serine/threonine-protein kinase HSL2
Exons: 2
Coding region: 170-2086 (638 amino acids)
Biological process (GO): protein phosphorylation
Molecular function (GO): receptor serine/threonine kinase binding; ATP binding; protein kinase activity
Source: RefSeq, a predicted model, not a curated record